GGCUCUGUCAAUCUUCCUAAGUUUCUUUUACUUCCUAAAGCAUUAAAUGAUAUUGGCGAAUAAGGAAGAAACAAGCUAAGUGUGUAGACCUUUUUAGAACUAAGAACAACCUUAUAAGCUCAGUUCAUUAAAAAGAAUUGUCUUGAUUUUACCCUUCUUUCGAGGCCAUAUGUUUAAUGACCGGACAUAGCUAAUCAAACAGUUUAGAUUUCUAAGAAAGAUGUUUGACUUAAUCCGAUAAUUACAUUACUAUGUAUCGCAUGUCUUUCUCAUUUGAAAGUAACAAACUUUCGGCUUCCUUGCCCUCGCAUUUGAAUCGCGAAAAGGAAAGCUGCCAUCGCCACAAAAAAUCUAAAGAGAUGAAUCAGUGCCAUGAGCCUAACACAGGUCAGAGACGUCUCUGUAGAGGACAUAUGCAAAAGAACAAAGCCAAGAAAACAUUACGUAUACUCCAUUCAAGUUCAUUGGCAUAGCGGACCCAUCACUCCAGUCUACAGAAGCUACAGUAACCUCCUUGAACUACAGGAAAAGUUACUAAGAAUAGAAGACUUCCUCCUGAACAAUGACAAUGAAACACCUUUCGGAACCCUGCUCAAAGAAAAGUCAUUUUCUGAAAGGUUUACUAUUAAAAAACGAGCCAAAGCAUUAAAAAGAAUGCCUGUCGUACAAGAAUUCCUCAAAUCUGUAGUUCAUCAACCUCAACAUAUUUCUGGAUCGGAUCCUGUGAUAAAAUUUUUUCAUCCGCUUCCCGACGAUGUUAUCGAAUUAGACCAUGAACAAGCAGAAAAACAUCGAGAUAUGGAUAGAGGUGGAUCUAAAGCAAAACACAUUCAUCACAUAUCGGAGCCAUUCUUACUAGAGCAGUACGUAGCAAUCGCAGAUUACAAAAGUACAGGAGUAAAUGACAUAAGUCUCAACGCUGGGAACGUCGUGGAAGUUAUCCAGAAAAAUGAACACGGUUGGUGGUUUGUGGACCUUGACAAAGAGGUGGGCUGGGUACCAGCAUCUUAUCUUGAACCCCGGGACGGCAGCAUGGAUGAUCAGGUGUUAGAGAUAUUCGAGGAAGGAGAGGAGGAAACAUAUAUUUCUAUGGACGUCUAUGAGCCUCAACUUAAAGAUGAGGUUGGGUUUGAAAUGGGAAAGGUGGUGAAGGUGAUUCAGAAAAAUCUGGAUGGAUGGUGGCUCAUCAAGUUUGAAGAGAAAGAGGGCUGGGCUCCAUCAAUGUAUCUGAGAGAGGUGGCCUCGUCCCAGUUCAAUGCAAGACAGAAAGGAAAACAGGCUGCGGUGAGAGCUAUGCUCAGAGACACGCGUUUGAAUAGCAGUUCUGUGCUUGCUGGAAGAAGACAAACGUGGGACCCAUCAGCCAGGAAAAAGAGUGUGGUGCGAAUUAAGACGAAUAAAGCAAACCAGGCAGUCUCCAGCUCUACUGGGAAAGAUAACAGUUUCACCUCAAAGCCUGCGAGAUCAUACGUAAAUCUUGAGUUUCAUCAAGUCACCAAGAACCCUCAAAGAAGACGAAAUCCGCGUCAGAAACAAGACCCAACUGAAGUAAGAGCAGGAUGCAGAUUAAGCGGAGAAUCAAAGAGCACCCUUAAGGUCAAUUCUGAAAAUAGCAAUGUGCAGAUUAAUGGCUUAUUGAAGCCCAGGCCUUUAUCAAUGGUGGAAGAGGAGGAUCCGGAAACUGUUUCCCGCGGGACGAGUCCUAUCCCGAGCCCGUUGCUAGCUCAGACUUCCAACAACUCAAGUCGCCCACUUUCUUGUUCCGACGAACGUUAUCACUUCCGCCCGAUUAAACUUCCGGAAGAGGAAACAAAAAAGGAUUUUGAAUUCCCGGUUGAGGAAACCGCACAUGGAUCUAGCUCUGAAAACGCUGUCAUCGAUUCCCAUGGUGAUGAAGACAAACAACCUGAUGUGAAAGACGAAGACGAGGAAGAAGGCGAAGAAUAUACUGAAAAUAUGCCGGAGCUGGUGAAUAAAAAAUUCUACGCUAUGGGAUUAUACGAAAAAGAAGGUGAACAGGAAGUAAAUCUGCGAGAGAAUGCCGAGGUUGAGCUUUUAGAAGAAUCGGAGGGGGGCUGGUGGCUAGUGCGCACUUCAAGCCAUUCUGUAGGUUGGGCACCGUCAAAUUUCCUAGAGAAAGUUCGAAGUUUGAAAACUGGUGGGGUAGAAGCUGUCACCGAGUCACCUGACGAAAAUAUAAUUGAGGUAACACCAAUAAGGCCGCCCAAGUCACCCAAAAUCCUCAAGAUGGCGGAAGAGAUAUCUGUAGAAAAGAGAUUUUGGAAAUAUCUCCAAAAGGGUAAAGAAGAGGGCACUUGUCCAAUUGACGAAGAAGACGUCGAUACCAAGGUUAUCAAGGAACCUUUUGAGACAAAAGAAGACAAAAGCGAGGUGUUCACUUUCUCAUUUGAUGACUACGAUUAUGAUAAUGAGAGCGGGGUUUGUUUGAGAAAACCCAGCGGGGUCAAGUUCAUGCCUCCGAAAAACGACCCUAUUGAUCAGGAACGUCUUCAAGCAUCCUGGGAUGGACCCGGUAGUAUAGAAAGAUCAGAGAGCGUACCUAGCUUGGCUGAGUCUGAAGACUUUGAUGAUUUACCCUCUGGUUAAAUGAUCAAGUCAUCAACCAACGAACCACUGCACUACAAGCAGUAAAGAAACCUGCCUGGCCACAUACAUUUAAAGUGAUAUUAGAAGACAUUUAUUGAUUUUAGAUAUCGUGAAAUAGGCUAUCGCUAUUUUCGUGCAAAGAAUUGUCAUUUCUUUAACUCGUACAGUGUACUACCUUCCUUUUGUGUGGGCAAUAAGUUAAGAUAAUGAAGAAACUUUUGUAAGCUGUGAACUCCGGUUAGACUCCCUCUGGCUUUUACUACUCCGCUUUGGGUCACAAAAAGGCUCAAUUUUAGUGAUCGAGUCCGUUUAACCCUUUAACUCCCAAGAUCUGUUUAAUUCUCCCCUCUGACUGCUUGACGUUUCUUUGUAACCUAGUUAAAAGAAUUUGGUGCUAGAUCAAGAUAUUAACCUCAACCUGAUAAGUUUGAGUAUUCUCAUUACUUGUUUGCUGAAUAGGGAGUUUUUAAACCCUCAAAGGGUUUAUUGAGCUGUCCGUGGAAUAAAGGUUCCUUUUUUAAGAGUGAGAGGACAAAUUCGAAGCCUUAGUCGAUGCCUGCUUAUCGCAGUGUCUACUUAAAAGAUCCCUUCCAACCACAAUACCCUGCGCGCCUCUAUUAUUGUUUUGAUGCCUAGUCAAAUAG
This is a messenger RNA of Stylophora pistillata, 3251 nucleotides long. RefSeq lists its product as uncharacterized. Gene Ontology annotation, cellular component: cytoplasm. NCBI's taxonomy places the organism in Eukaryota, Metazoa, Cnidaria, Anthozoa, Scleractinia, Pocilloporidae. Gene Ontology annotation, molecular function: superoxide-generating NADPH oxidase activator activity; phosphatidylinositol binding; protein binding. The record is from RefSeq and is a predicted model, not a curated record.